This is a messenger RNA of Stylophora pistillata, 1951 nucleotides long. RefSeq names its product neuromedin-U receptor 2-like. Lineage: Eukaryota; Metazoa; Cnidaria; Anthozoa; Scleractinia; Pocilloporidae. Gene Ontology annotation, cellular component: plasma membrane. Gene Ontology annotation, biological process: G protein-coupled receptor signaling pathway. The record is from RefSeq and is a predicted model, not a curated record. Gene Ontology annotation, molecular function: G protein-coupled receptor activity.
UCUGCUUGCUAGUAGGAAGGGAGCACGAAGACAGCGCUGAAUUCUGCUCAACAUCCGCCAUUGCCAUUUGCCGAUUUUGGAACUGGACAAUCCAUGUCUUUCAACAAUUCUAUCGAUGUCCCAAAGGGCAACUUCAAUCAAACAAACAAUUUUGGUCAACCUUCUGUCGAGCCGAGCUGGUUGGUUGUAAUUCGACUUGCUGUUGAAGCAGUUAUCGCCUUAGCGGGUGUCAUUGGAAACUUCGCUGUGUGCUUCGCAAUAUCAAGGCAUCGGAUACUGAGUACAGUUCCUACCAAUACGUACAUCAGAAAUGCAGCCAUUGGCGACUUGGCGACUCUCCUUGUGUCUUUUCCUUUCGGAACAGUUAGGGAACAAUUCACCUACUGGCCACUUUGCGAAUUUACAUGUCGCUAUAUUUUUCCGAUGGGCGAUAUCUUUUUCGGAGUGUCCAUUUGGUCAAUUACCGCCAUUGCCGUUGAAAGACAUCGGAUACUGAGCGCACGUUUCCCUCAACUAGCUUUCAGGUCAAUGGCAAAACCAAGAAUUGUUUGUGCUGUCAUCUGGAUCUUUUCAUUCCUCGGGAUUUCGUUGCCUCUGUUACUUGUAUAUGAGUACUAUCACCUACCAAACGGGAAGACCAUGUGUGUACCAAUGUGGCCGCAUGAGGGGCUUCCCUACAUCUAUGGCAUCGCACUGUCCUUGUUAAGCUACGUUAUACCUCUAUCCUUGAUCCUUAUGAGUUACUGUGCCAUCAAGCGUCAGCUGCGCAAGAGCGAAUCGUUCCACAUGGAAAUUGCAGAAACUAGUUUCACAAGAGGCAUCAGAACCAGCCAAGUAAGCCUAGUGAAAACACGCACUAGGAGAGUCAGUAAGAUCAUGACACCAGUGGUUGCAGUUUUCGCGAUCACUGUCCUUCCACUGAGCAUUUUCCGAGUGAUUCCAAACGAUUACCACUACAAUAAUCAAAAAUAUUCUUUCAUAUUUUUUAGGGUUUCCAUAUUUUUUUAUCUUUUCAAUACUGCGUGCAAUCCUUUUAUCUACUCCCUUGUCAGCGGAAGAUUUCGUCGAUCAUUUAAGGAAAUCUUUUCUUAAAUCUAUUACUCAUAUUUAGCGGUAAGUCAACUUUAGGAUUAGGAGGAAGAGGAAAAUAUUUGUAGAUAAGGCUGUACCACCUGAAAAUAUCGUAACUCAACCUACAGACACUAACAGAUUGCAUAAUCGAUUUUCUACUAUCCUAAGAUUAACAGUAACUUUAGUCUUCGUGUUUCUUAAGUUUAUUCAGAGUCGUAUAUCUGCGUUUAAUAGGUAUAAUAACAUACUGAAACAUAGGACGCAUCGUCUGAUUGGCCAAUUCAAUUUUCAAGCGGAUGCUUAUCAAGUUAUAGAGCCCGUAUUUGACUAGUUAUGCCAUAAAAUCAAUUAAAAGCAUUUUUUUCGGGUUCUAUAUUGUGAUAAAGCCACUUAGGAUGUUGGAAGAACGCUCGGAAAGCUUAUAGAUCACUCGCCUGCUGCUCCUAGUUUAUAAGCUCUAAGAUUGUAAGAUUUAUGAGCUCAUUCGUGUUCUCCAAACAUCCUGCAUGUCUUUGUCACGUUAUAGAGCUCGAAAUAUUCUGGUCUAUUGCUUAAAUAGAGGACAAAGUUGCGUUUAGGAGAACUGUAUGAGUAGGCUGUCUGAAAAAGAAAUCGAUGAAGGUAAAUCCAGCUCAUCUAGUCUAGUUUGAUCCAAAUCAAUUCUGCUGUUGUUUUAGUUGUUCCUACAAUCAAACCUGUAUAAAGCAGCCCGUAACAAGCGGUCAGUUAUAAACUCCCGAGUUUGUGUUCUGUUUGUUAUCUCUAGCGGUCACCUCUCUUAAACGGUCGUGGUCGCCUUAGACUGAGUCCUAACGGCCUUUCUGUUUUGUCCUGUCAUAAAAGAGGAACCUCUCAAACAAGACUUAAAAUAGUUUUUAGA